Molecule: messenger RNA, 1224 nt
Organism: Thecamonas trahens ATCC 50062
Lineage: Eukaryota; Apusomonadida; Apusomonadidae
Product: diacylglycerol O-acyltransferase
Exons: 3
Coding region: 1-1224 (407 amino acids)
Biological process (GO): triglyceride biosynthetic process
Cellular component (GO): plasma membrane
Molecular function (GO): long-chain-alcohol O-fatty-acyltransferase activity; diacylglycerol O-acyltransferase activity
Source: RefSeq, a predicted model, not a curated record
AUGCUCUUUGCUGCAUUUGUCGCCUUGGUCUCUCUCGCUCGCCCGAGCUCGUGGCUCGACCCCAUCUCGGUGCUCUUGCUCGUCUCGGCCGAUGAUGCCAUCAACAACAUCAAUGUCGCCGCCGUCCUCGACCCGCCUGCGCUUGACCCACAGACAUUUGCAGAGGCAUUUGUCGACGCCUUUGUUGCCCCGCAUCCGCGCUUACUCUCCGUCAUUCGCCGCGUGCCUUUCAUCGGCUGGUGUCAAUGGGUGGAGCUGGAGAGCUUUGAUCCGGCCGACCACGUCCAUGUCCACCACGCCAUCAUCGAUCAUCUUGCCCUCGAACAGCUCACUGCCGAUCUUCUCGGUCGCCCGCUAGCCGUUGAUAGCCCGCUGUGGGAUCUUCAUCUCUUUCCGGCGUACACCCGCGACGAUGGCGCCGUCUGCAUGGCGUUCGUCUUCCGCAUCCACCAUGUGCUCGGCGAUGGCGUCACUCUUGCCCGGCUCUUCUACUCGGGCUUUGAUGGCGUCGUCUCGCCGUUCAGCCGUCAGGCUCACACUCUGCGCACGUUUCGCCGACCCGGGGCGGCUCUGCCACUCUCGGCGCGCUUCACUCAGUCCGGUACUGCCAUUUGGCGGCUGCUGUUCUCGACGCCGGAUCCGCCGUCGGCGCUCAAGCGCGAUGAGAGCGAGUACCUGGCACCUACUGGCUCCCGUGUCGCCGCCUUUGCCACCGCCACAGCACGCCUGGCCCCGCUCAAGGCUGCAGCAAGAGACCUGGGCGUUACCAUCAACGAUGUGUUGCUUGCUGUCCUCGCUGGUGCCCUGCGGACGCUGGCGCUCGCCAGCUCGCGCCCGCUGGCGCCGGUCACCUCGGUUGUGUGGGUCUCGCUCCAGCCGCUCCGGACCAUGUUUACUCCGCUCGACAUGCCUCCAGCUCCAUGCUGGGGCAACUCGCAUCUCGGUUUUGUCUACGUCACGCUUCCACUCGACCAAUCGGAUCCACUGGCCCGGGUCCACGCUGUCCACACCCAGACCACGGCCCUGCUCUCGGCGCCCGACGCUGCGCUCGGCUCGCUGCUGAUGGCGAUCCUCGGGUGCAUCCCGCGCCCGAUUUUGCGGCCGCUGUGGCGGCUGACCGCUUACAAGAUUUCGAGCUCGAUGUCGAACAUGCCCGGCCCCGCCGCAGAGCUCUCACUAGCUGGCCGAAGGCUGACGCGUCGGCGUCUUCUCCACCCUCGCUAG